This is a messenger RNA of Olea europaea var. sylvestris, 1167 nucleotides long. Its product is annotated as CDP-diacylglycerol--glycerol-3-phosphate 3-phosphatidyltransferase 1, chloroplastic-like. The record is from RefSeq and is a predicted model, not a curated record. Gene Ontology annotation, molecular function: CDP-diacylglycerol-glycerol-3-phosphate 3-phosphatidyltransferase activity. Gene Ontology annotation, cellular component: chloroplast envelope; membrane. Gene Ontology annotation, biological process: glycerophospholipid biosynthetic process. The coding region runs from base 328 to 975 and encodes 215 amino acids. The transcript has 6 exons. NCBI's taxonomy places the organism in Eukaryota, Viridiplantae, Streptophyta, Magnoliopsida, Lamiales, Oleaceae.
AGAAAAUAGAGAAGAAGAAGAAGAACCGGAAGAACCAGAGAAGAGGAAGAGGGGAGGUAGAAGGCAGCAAACCACAAUGAUCAAUUCAACAUUCGACACCCUUCCAAAUGCACACAUACAACUACAUAUAGACCCAAAAAGCAACCCUAAUGAGACUGGGCUAGCCCACUAAUAAACACCCAUGACAACAAUUCAGAAUUAUAUUUUUUAGUUGUAUUGAAAUUUAGGAAUUCAAAUUGAAAUUGUGAUUUAAUUUAAAUAUGUUAAAAAAAAAUAUAUAUAUUUAUAGUUGGUAACCUGUGAAAGAUUUGGGGAUUCUUUGGCUUUAUGUAUUUAACAUCUAUUCUGAUUGAAUUGAUGCUCAAUCAUAUCUACCCGGAUGAAAUUGGCUUGAUGUUGAAGUUCAUCUCAAAACACAACAUUAACGUGCUACUUCUGUUUUUACUAGCGUUUUAUGUUGAUAGCUGGUGGGGACCAACUGUGACUACUGCGAUAUUUGUUUCUGCGGCAAUUACGGAUUGGCUUGAUGGGUAUCUUGCUAGAAAGAUGAAACUUGGAACUCCAUUUGGUUCAUUUUUGGAUCCAGUGGCUGAUAAGCUUAUGGUUGCUGCCACCUUGGUCUUGCUAUGUACUAAACCUUUGGAAGCCGGAAUAUUUGGACAAGCACCAUGGUUACUGACUGUGCCUGCAAUUGCCGUAAUCAGUAGAGAGAUUACCAUGUCUGCAGUCAGGGAAUGGGCUGCUUCUCAGGACAAAAAGCUUUUAGAGGCUGUUGCAGUAAAUAAUUUGGGGAAGUGGAAAACAGCCACUCAGAUGACCGCAUUAACCAUCAUUCUAGCUGCCAGAGAUAACAGUCUUGAAGGGACGGAAUCUCUUGUAGCUUUUGGGGUCAUUUUACUAUAUAUUUCAGCAUGGCUCGCUGUAUGGUCAUUGUACGUAUAUAUUAGAAAGAUAUGGAAAGUAUUGCUUAGAUAGCCAUCUCGACCUUCAUCUAUAUUCUUACCACACGAAGUUAAGAAAUUGUCCAUGGAACACAUUUCUGCUGGUCAAGCAGAGUUUCUUCAUCGACAUUGCUGCCUUAUUGGAUCUUCUGCGGUGUCUUCUGUUACAUUAACUGUCAACAUAUUGGGCUAUUUUCUGCUGCAACUUAAUCGGCCAAACGAGAUU